AUGUACCGCGCUUUCUCACUCACUUUAACCGAUGUUGCCCAACUCUGGUUCAAACAAUUAAAACCGAGGUCCAUUAGCUUGUUCGACAAACUCCGCGAGGCCUUCGUCGCAAACUUCACUGGGGGCAAGAAAAGGCUCAAAGUCUCAGCUCAUCUCAACAACGUGAUCCAGAAAGAAGGAGAGCUCUUCAAAGACUACAUUCAGCGUUUCAACCUCGAGUCAUUGCAGGAAAUUGAGAGGCUCAUUCGCGAAGGCCAUCUCGGUGAGCACGUUGACCAGGGAGACAACAGGGCCAUCGCACCAGAAGAACGCCUGAGUGAAAAUCGACCAAUGGAAGAAAUCCGAACCAUCGUCGGGGGUCACAAGGGCGGAGGUGACUCAAACAAUGCUCAGAAAACCCAUGCAAGAAACUUGAGUCGACCUGAGUCUGAGAUCAUGGUCCUAGCUCGGCCCUUGAAGGAAAGGAAACUAGAAAAGUAUAGGGUGACCUUUACCGAGCCUGACGCCUGGGGCAUCCAUCAUCCAUAUGAUGAUGCUUUGGUCGUCAUCGUCACAAUCGCUAAUCGCAAACUCUUCAGGGUCCUCGUCAAUACAGGGUCGUCCGCUGAUGUGCUAUUCACCCAGGCAUUCAAUAAAAUGAGUAUCGAACGGUCCACAUUGCGUCUUGUCCGAACUCCUCUGAUUGGAUUCUCAGGCGGGCAAGUCCUACCCGAGGGAAUCAUUCAACUGCCACUCAUCGCUGGAGAUGCACCGAACCAAGCAACAACUAUGGUCGACUUUCUGAUAGUCAACCAAUCUUCAGUCUGCAACGAUAUUCGCGACCGUCCUUCACUUUGUCUUCUCCGAGCAGUAGUUUCGACAUACCACCUUUCCAUGAAGUUCCCGACCGAGUCAGGAGUUGGAGUCAUCAAGGGAGAUCAGCACGACGCCCGACGUUAUUACGUCAUCGCCUUAAAAGCUCUAUCCGAAUAA
Molecule: messenger RNA, 972 nt
Organism: Magnolia sinica
Lineage: Eukaryota; Viridiplantae; Streptophyta; Magnoliopsida; Magnoliales; Magnoliaceae
Exons: 2
Coding region: 1-972 (323 amino acids)
Source: RefSeq, a predicted model, not a curated record